Molecule: messenger RNA, 13676 nt
Organism: Toxorhynchites rutilus septentrionalis
Lineage: Eukaryota; Metazoa; Arthropoda; Insecta; Diptera; Culicidae
Product: dynein axonemal heavy chain 2-like
Exons: 26
Coding region: 56-13612 (4518 amino acids)
Biological process (GO): microtubule-based movement
Cellular component (GO): dynein complex
Molecular function (GO): dynein intermediate chain binding; minus-end-directed microtubule motor activity; dynein light intermediate chain binding
Source: RefSeq, a predicted model, not a curated record
UGUUAUUUUUCACAUUGGUUAGUUUCUGUGUGAUUAACCAGCGAGUACAGACGCUAUGGGAGACCAGGAUCUUGUGGCGGAUAAUGUGAGCGAUGUUUCUUCUUUUUCGGAUUCAAGCGACGAAGGAAAAAAAGUAAUAGAAGUCGUUGAAGAGGCAAUCGAUGAUACAGACAAGCCAAUCUACAGUGAGGAAGAUUUGGAAACCCUGGUGGGCUUCAUCCGUAGCAUGAUUCUUCUUUUCGAUUAUAACGAAGGAGAUUUCAACGAGGAAGUGACGGAAGUUAUCAAACUCUGGCUUACUAACACCAACAAUCCAUUAUUUUUCAUAUUCUACGAUGGAGACAUCCUUACAGCCUCAUUGGCGUUUCCAUUGUGUCCAUUUAACGACCUAAUGUAUUUCAUGCGAGAACCCGAUCAACUUUUCAACAUAAUAGAGCGUUUUCAUGACGAUAUAAUGUUUGGCACGUUGCAUAGUGAUAUUGAGGGAUCACUUCUCGUACUACUUGAACAUGUCUACGGGCCAUUAAUCGUUUCUAAUUCAGAAUGGUCAGAAAACGUGAGAGGAAACAUCUUAACAGGCUAUAACUCAUUCAUGACUUAUUUGAACGAACUACACUAUAAACUGUCGGGGUUCACGCUUCUUUAUGUGCCUCGUGAGGGAAACGAUAUGGAUGUUCAGGAAGCUGUACUAAACCGUUCCAUGAUAAAACGAAUGGAAGCGGUCGUGAUCGAUUGGACUAGUCAAAUUAGAUCCACACUAAGCGACACACAGCAUUUUGUUCCUGACGACUUAGUUUGUCCUUCAGAUGAGUAUAAUUUUUGGAUAUACCGACAUGAAGUACUUUCGGCUAUUAAAACCCAAUUUGAGGGCCCUAACAUUGUUCAUGUCUUGAAAAUUCUAGACUUGGCUCAAUCGCUUUAUAUUAAACCUCUGAGAGACGUACUGGCUGAUUUGGAGCAAGAAAUAGAAAUAGCUGAAUCAAACAUUCCGUUCUUAAAACUGUUGGUUAACCCUUGUUUUGCCAUUCGUACCUUAGACAAUGAAGAUGAUCUCUGCUCACAACUAAUUUAUGUGAUGCAUAUAAUACGAUUCAUUGGAUCAGACUCUCGCCACAUGCACAGAAAUGAAUGCAUUACGAAGUUAUUUCUUUAUUUGAGCAAUGAAAUUGUUUCAUGUUGUAUGCAAAGCAUCGAUAUCGAUAAAAUUCUAGCCGGCGAUCCUGAUUAUGGCAUUCAGAUAUGUAACUUGAAGAUCAAUGGUUGUGAAUCGUACAAAAUCAUUUACGAAGAGAUGCUCGAUCAUUUUAAAGAUGAAUUUACCUGGGAUCACGACAAUGCAGCUAUUUUCAAUAGAACAAACGCACUAAUCCAACGGUUGUAUGAUGUUUUAGAAAUAUGCGAAGCAAUGCUUAUUUUUGGAAAAUACGAUGGAAGUUCUUCGUACAAAUACUAUAUUUUCUCAUGCAACAACGCUAAAGAGUAUGAAGAAAAGUGCGACCAGGUAGAAAAAACCUUCAUCGCUGGCAUUGAAAUUAUCCAGUCCGUUUCUGGAUCAAUUCUAGAUAUUAAUAACAAGGAAUGGUACAACUACAUUGCCGAUUUUCGAGAAAUGUUGAGAAAUCUCGAUGAUGUUAUUGAAAACUUGCUUUCUAAUGUUUUCCUGGUAGCUGAAAAUCUCGAAGAAAAAAUUGAAGUACUCAUAACACUCCUAAACUUCUUCAAACGGGAUAACAUAAAGAAAAGUUUUAUGAAGAAAAUAACGGAUAUCUGGACUGUUUUCAACAUGGAACUAACGGCACUCUCGAAAGAAGUCUCAUGUGGUAUAAACUCGUAUCCAUCUAUGCUCCCACGGAAUUCUGGACAGUACACUAUGUUGAAAAUCAAAUUCGAUCGAAUUUGCCGACUCAAGUAUUUAUUGGAGCGGUGCCGUUUCUUUCCACAGUAUUCAGAUAGUGAUGAUAUAUUAUCAUUGGCUGAAUCAUGUGAGAAGCAAGUGAAUAUUGCUUUGAAAACAUUCAAUGACAUUUGGAUUAAAUCAAUAAAUUUUGCCUAUGGAAGCUGGUUUCACAGGAAUCUCAUUUGUAGAAGUCAAAUACGCCCAGGAUUACUAGAGUGUCAUAUAGAAAGACGAAUGCUGCAGAUAUUCGAUGAGGCGUAUUUUUUCAAAGUACUUGGAGCAACAAUUCCCAGCGUUAUCGAUAUAGAUAAAAAUGAAAGUACAAAGCAAACAUUUGAUGCUGUAAUCAGGAUUGCACUAUACUUCAAUAAUGUAGUAUCCUCGAUCUCGGAGAAAGAGCGCAUUUUUUUCAAGCCGAUGAUUCAAAACACGGAGAGAAAGCUGGAACCCUUGAGAAGUAAAUUUACUUGGGAUGAAGAUCUGAACGAAUAUAUCGACACGUUCGUCGUUAAUGUCAAAGAGUUACUAGACGUAAUACAAAUAUAUAAGCGAGAGAACAUCAACAUAUCAAGAUGCGUUGAAAAUAUUUACAAUCUUAAUAUUUUUAAUAUCAACAACUUGCCAGCUCAACAGCUAGUAAACUUAUUGAAAUACAUCGAAGAAGAAAAGCGGGACUCUGUUUCAAAACUUGUUCAAGUGUACACGGAGACGAACCAACAUAUUUUUACCAUCUACGAACAAUUGGGCAAUAAUAUACGGAAAAUGGGAGAGAGUUGGGCCCAGUAUGUGCAGAAAAUCGAUAAAUUAUUUAAGGCAGCGCUUUUCAAUUCAUCAUUCAAAACGUUGGAAAGUAUUCACAAGAUUUUAGCUGAACCUACAUCCCCUAUACUUAGUAUUGAGAUAAUACUGGAAAAACGUGGCAUUGAAUAUCAACCAGCACCCGAGAUGAUUGCAAAUGUGUUGAACCGCUUUCCCGUCGAAGUGACUUCUGUUAUAAAACUCAUUCCUAGCAUGUGUCAACAAUUUCAGGUUGAUUCCGAUGAUAAUUUUUAUUACGAGUUUUUGGAGAAUGAAACGUAUCAGCUGUUGAAAAACAAUAUCGAUACGGCAGUUAUCAGCACAAUUGAAAAUCUAGCUUCAUUCAAAGAUAAAUGGAACAUAUUUCGCCCUUUCUGGAGUGUUAAUCGAACAACUUUCAUUGAAAAAUUCAAUUUAACAAGUAUGACAUCUGAAGCAUUUAAAACAAAUAUUGAAAAAUUCGAAGAGCUUUUGAAUCAGCUAUCCACACAGACCGAUUUAACAUCGUGCAAAUGUGUGGAGAUUGAUUCUUCAAAGUUAAAACACGCCAUUACUAAUCAUAUCAAUGACUGGCAAAUCAAAUAUAUCGACUAUCUUAAAUGUGUGUCCUACGGUCGCAUCAUCGAGUUCAACAACAUACUGAAUAGUAACAUGGAAACCUUGAGUGUAAAACCAAUGGAGGUAGAGGAUUUAAAACUUCUGGAAAAUAAUCUAAAUAACUGCUUCAGCGAAAUACAGCACAUGGAAGAUGAGAUACACAUAAUAAUAGAAUAUUUCGACGUAUUGGAAAAAUGUGUCUCAGACAUACUUCCUGAAGCAUCCAAUCUUCACCAAAAUAUUAAUCAGAUUUGGCGACGCUAUGUUGACUAUCUUAACCAGAUUAAGGAAGAAAUUGAAAACUAUCAGACACAGUUUAAACUAUCAAUAGGGAAGGAUCUCGCACAUCUCAAGGUUAAUGCACUUGAAAUGUUGAAGAUGCUGGACGAAGAUAUGCCCACGAGUGAUGAUUUAUCUUUUGAAGAUGCCUUCCUUGUUAUCGACAAAUUGAUGGAUCAAUUAGAAAGCCUCGAAGCGCAAGAAAGAUUGCUUCAAGAAAAAAUGGCUUUACUCGGUAUUGAAUACCAACCACUAGAUGCAAUCAUUGAAAUUCGAAGAAAACUUGAAAAUAUGAAACUGAUUUGGCUGCUCGUUGAAGAAUGGGUGAACACUCAAAAAUCUACUUUCAUCAUGGAAUAUAUGCAAGCAUCAAUUAAUGACAUCACUCGGCCAGCUGAAAGCAUUUUGGGCCGACUACAAGAUUUGGAUUCAACAUUAUCUGAGGAUAUGAGAUAUCCUAUCUAUAAUAAGACAAGAACUGAGAUCCUGGAUUACAAUACAACUGUUUCAAUUUUGGCCGAUAUGAAGUCCUCUCAUUUGCGCGAUCGUCAUUGGGAUACAAUUGCACAAUCAACAGCAUUAGACUUCCAUCAGGAUGAUACGCUUUGUUUGAAAGAUUUUGUAGAUCACGAAUUUCAUAAUUUCAAAGACGAAUUUAUGAAGUUAUGCUUCGCUGCUAGAAAAGAGUACGAAAUAGAAACAGAACUCGGCAUCGUAAAGCAAGAAGUGGGAUCGAUUCGUUACAAAAUACAUCGAUCAAUGGCGGGAACGUACAAGAUUCAAAACGCAGACGAAUGUUUCCGUAUAUUGAAAUCGAACAGCACAACACUAAAUGUUCUUAUGCAGUCAAUUCAUCGUCGCCCGUUUCAAAAGGAAUUAUAUAAUUGGGAAGUCAUUUCAACUCUAAUCAUAGAUCUUCUCGAGAUACUUCUACUAAUCGAAAGUAGAUCCAACAUGCUACAUGAAAUUUUCAGAAAAACGGAAUCAUCUGAUAGGUUCCAAGAAUUUAACCAAACAUUUAAACUAUAUUACACCAAAUGGAGUACACUUGUACAGCUUUUGAACGAAUCAGAUUUACAAAACGACGUUUGCCACGAAGGACAAGAGUUUUUAAAGGAGGUAGAAAUGCUGCGAAAGCAUUUUGAUGAUUUAUACCGAAAUCUGAAUGAUUUAUUAGACGAAGCAAGGGAUGCUUGUCACCGACUGUUCUUGGUACCUGAUAAACUGCUCAUCGAAACCAUGGCUCAUCCGACAAAUGUCACGCUGUUGCAACACUGUAUGGAUUAUUGUUUCGAAAAUAUAAACCAAAUUACUAUACGGCGGCUAGAUUUACCACAUAAAUACAACCGUUGGGAAAUUUCAGAAGUUGCCACGAAAAACAACGAUAAUAUUCUACUCCUUCAACCCAUUCUCUUCGAUGCAUCGACGAAUGUAGAUUGUAUAGUUGCAGAACUGGAACAAUCCUUGCAGGAUACGUUUAAAAGACAUCUACAAAAAUGUUUAUCUAGAUUAAAACAAAAUUACUUCAGACGGAUCGAAAGUGGGUGGUACAAAAACUUUAUCCAUCAAGCGUGUUUAAAAAGUGUUCACAUCGAGAACACACUUCUUAUCAGAAACGCACUGGUGCAGUCUGAUCUUCUUGGAAAACCAAAGCCUCUCAAAAUGUUACGCACAAUGCAUAAUAAACUGAUCAAUAGACAGUUUAACACAAUGAAAACUAAUCACAGUACACGAAAUGAUCGGAUUAUAGAAAAAAAGCUGAACGACACGAUGAUAUUAGAAAUUAACACUCGAGAUGUAAUUGAGGAUUUGGUGAAAUCAAAUGUUAAGGGAUUGAAAAAUUUCGAGUGGCUGUCUCAACUGCGGUCCUAUUGGAACGACGAAACUAAUACAUGUUCAGUAGCUCACAUGGACAGUAUUUUUCAUUAUGGAUUUGAAUGCAAACCAUCGGAUGAACCCAUAUUUAUGACACCUCAUACUAAUCGGCUUAUUUUGACCAUAACUAAAGCAAUAAGGCACAGAUUAGUACCAUAUCUCAUAGAUGGUGGUGGUCAUUUAGGAGGGUGUAUAUUGAAACAACUCUCCACCGAAUUCGCUGUGUUCUUCGUCACGCUUCAUUGUGAUCCUAACUGGAAAAUGGCAAAUUUGGAUAAAUAUAUCAAUGGAUUGAUAAAACUACGAGCUUGGUUGUGUUUCAGCGGAGUCGAAAACCUAUCUUCCAGCAUCUUUGCAUUAACGAAUGAGUUCAUAAGAAAUGCAUUAGCCGCCCGAGAGAAGCACAAAGUUGUAGAUUUGAAAAAAUCGAAAAUAGUCACAAAAUUUCAAUUUUUUGCCAUAACCAAUAAUCAAUCGUUGAUGGUAACAGAUCUAGAGCGUUCAAUAAUGCGACCAGUACACAUCAUAUCACCUGAUCAGGAAUUAGUAAUGCAAAACUUGCUAUGUUCCUGUGGCAUACAACAAUACCGGAACUUGGCCUUUCUGAUAAAGCUAUUUACAAAGCAAAUUAAAGAGUAUCUUCCAAACCAUCACCAGUUGUGGACAUCAGCUCGAAUACAGAAAGCAAUAUUGUGUACAAAACAUUUGUUGCAUACAACAUCGUAUACCGAGAAUCAGGUAUUAGCUUUAGCCUUGCAGGAUGAGUUUAGUCUGAGCAUAUCCGAAAAUGAGAAACGAAUUUUUGAAAACUGUGUCGAUUCAAUUUUCUCGGUAAAUCUUGAAGAUGACAACAGAACCAUCAACGAAGAUGUCGAAUCUGUAUUGUAUUCACUCGGCAUGACGCCAACAAAAUAUCAAGAAACGAAAAUUGAAGAAACACUAUCGUGUCUAUCGUUAGAUAUACCGGUGAUAAUAAUUGGCGGAACUUGCGGAGGGAAAACAACAAUAUUACGAACAGCUAUGGGAAUUCUUUCAGCCAAAGAAAAAGAAUUCAAACAGUAUUACGUUAAUCCAGAAGCUCUCAAGUUAUCUGUUAACGGAAAAUUCGAUAACGAAAUGUUUGAAGAAAUCCUCACGGGAAUCCUCGAAUCCACCGACCAUACUAGGAAGUGCCUUAUUUUUGAUACGGUGGUAAAAGACGACUGGCUAAAAUGUGUUAGAUCCUUUCAAAAUUACAUGAAAACAAAUUUAUCAAAAAUUGAUCUGAAAAAUGCCGUUCUAAAAGUCAUUGUUGAGACAACCGAUAUGGACUGUGCAACACCGGCUGCUGUAGUAAAUUUUGCUAUUAUCUACAUUGAUGAUAGCUAUAUGACGUGGAAGCAGCCUUUUCAAUCCUGGUUAGCUCGUAUGACAUCAUUGGAAGUAGAUAUCAAAGAUCAGUUGCAAGAAUUAGCGAAUCAAUAUUUAGAUUCAUUUUUCAACUUCGAGAAAACUUCUUCUCAAAUCAAGAAUAUUAACGCAAUCAAAACAUUCUGUCGUAUCUACGAAUCUAUAGCGAUUGAUUGGAUCGAGCAAAAAAUGUUGCCAUCGGAAGCAAAAAAUGAAGCGUUUGUAAAGCUGUUUUUCUUCUGCUGCGUUUGGUCCAUAGGAUCUUCGUUUAAUGAAGCUGAGCGCCGACAAUUUGAUAUUUUUAUCCGUGAGCAGAUCGUGGAUACAACAUCCAGCUAUCCGUUGAAAGGAAAUGUAUUUCAAUAUUUUAUUGAAAUUUAUGAAAACCAUUCAAAAUGGACGACAUGGAGCGUUUGUCAUAUAGGAAUAGACGAUAAUAGUAAUAGCGAUUACGUGUUCACUGUAGAUACCAUCCCCUACCAUUACCUAACAGUAAUGAGUUUAAAAAAACACAUACCAGUUAUCAUUACAAGCGACUCUACAGUAGGAAAAACCACAUUGAUAAAAAAUGUAAUGAACACCUUAAAUGAUGAAAAUCUAUCACACUGUGUCAACAAUUUGAGCAGAAAUUGUACCACCAGCUAUCUCGAACAACAUCUGCGACACUUUACAACAAAUAUUGCGAAGAAAAUCGUCUAUCCUAAAGAGCGAAAAAAUUUAGUUGUAUUCCUAGAUGAUCUACAUACAGUUAUUGACCAAAGUACAAACAUAACGGAAUUUUUGAGACAGCUGAUUGAGUAUGAUGUUUGGUAUGAUAAUGGACGUCCACAGCGCCUGAUGCAAACACGUUUUGUAUCAGCUAUGAGAAAUGUCGUGUCACUACAAUCAAACACAUCCAGUACAACGAGAUUGCUCAGCAAAUUCUAUAGGAUCAAUUUCAACGCUUAUAAUGAUGAAAUCACAGAUUUUAUAUUCAACAAGAAAAUAGAAUCCAUGACACAUAUGGAAACACCAAAUAAACUUCUAGACUUGUUGGCACCAGCGACAUGCGAGUUGGUUCGCUGUUUAAGAACGAGUUUUCCGGGUACUCCCAACAAACCUCGUUAUCAGUUUUCAUUGAAAACAAUGCACAGAAUCAUUCACGCAUUUCGUACAUUAAGUACUGACGCAAAUAUUGCAAAUAGAGUAUCUCUACUCAGACUAUGGAUACAUGAAUGUUAUCGAGAAACAUGGGAUUUGCUCGAUAAGAUAGAUUAUAAAAAAUUCUAUGAAAUAUUCAACGACGUUAUAUCAAAAUAUUACGAAGCUACGCUGCACGGUCUAUGUCAAGGGAAUCGUAGUCCUAUGUUUUGCGACAUACUAAACGAAGAUACUCUUUAUGAAGAUAUUAGACAGUCUGAUCCUUUGAUACAAUACAUGGAAACAUCGAUUGACGCUUCAAGCGAAUCUUCCCAACUGGUUGUUCAUCAUGAAGCCAUAGAACAUUGUGCCAAAUUGCUACGAAUACAUCGUGUCGGUUCAUGUCACACCAUAUUUGUUGGAGAAGUGGGCAGCGGUCGCGAAACGAUAUGUCAGCUUACUACUCUACUCAUCAAUCACAAGAUGUCAAUCAAUGAGUCAUAUAAUGGGAAAACUGAUGUCACUUUAAACUUGCUUGAUGUUCAUUCCCAGGAUAAUGCUAAAGUUAUUGCUGAGAAAUUCGAAAAACUUUCCGCUCAAUGUAUACACAAAUAUACGAUUUGUCUCUUGCGUGUGGAUGAAAGGGACAGAGUGAAUAUUUUUAUGUUGGAAAUUUUGAACAACUUCAUCACGAAUGGUAUCGUAGCUGGUAUUCAUCCUUGCUUGGAAGAUAAUCUGGAAGAGUCUGAAACUGUCCUAUGGGAAAACAUCAGAAGUAAUCUACACUUUGUGAUAUGCGCACCAAUUAUUAGCAAAGAAUACAGAUCAUUGCUUAAUUGUUAUCCAUCAUUAAUGACAAAUUUAACCACUAUUUGUAUGCAUUCUUUGAUGGGGAACUGUUUAACAGAAAUUUCUACAAAAUUCAUGCGAAAAAAUGUGACAUUCGAUAUUCCUAUAUCAUUCCUAUAUGAUGGAAAAAUUGCUACAGAAGUUACUGUAAGUAGAUCAAUUGCACGAUAUACGAUUUCAAAUAAGGAAAAAUUACAACAGCACAGGAAAAGAGAAAGUUUAGUACAAAGUACCGAAGACCGUUUACUACAAGCUGCUGCAGAUGCAGUUUGCCGAAUCCAUUCAGCAAGCAAGUACGAAAUUGUUACGAAUUCUACCGUUUUAUGCGGCUGGUAUUACGAACUAAUGUCAACGUUUCAAAGGUUGUUGAGUUUUGUACGAAACAGAUUGGGCCUUCUGUAUAAAAAAUUCUUUGGUGGAAUACAACAUAUAGAGGAAGCAACCCUUAACGUAAAAGCUCUCCAGGAACAAUUUGAAAAACAACAGGAACAAAUAGCCGAGUACCAACAAGAAUUAGAAGAAUUUAUCACAAACAUUGAAAUACAAACCGAUGAGGCGGACACACAAAGCCAGGAGGUAGAGUUUAAACGUGAGAAGAUAGGAGCAGAAGAGGUUAUCUGUAAACAGCUAGCUGCUGUGGCUGAGGCCGAUUUGGAGAAGGCAAUGCCUGCACUGAAUGUCGCAAUUGCAGCUUUAGACUCGCUGAAUAAGAAGGACAUGAAUGAAAUUAAAUCUUACAGUCGUCCACCAGUCAAAGUUGAACUUGUUCUUAAUGCGGUAAUGAUUCUGCUUGGCAAGGAGCCAACGUGGGCUGAAUCUAAACGACAAUUGGGCGAGCAAAAGUUUUUAGAUACCUUGAGAAACUUUGACAAAAAUAAUAUCGCAGAAAAAACACUCAAAAUAAUCGGUAGCUACGUUCGCAAUCCUGAACUGGAACCUAAUAAAGUAGGAACUGUUUCGAAAGCUGCCAAAUCUUUAAUAUUGUGGGUUAGAGCGAUUGAAAACUAUGGGAAAGUUUAUAGGUUUGUUGGACCGAAAAUUAGAAAAAUGGAGGACGCCAGGGCUUCUCUUCUAGAAAAACAACUAUCACUACGAGAAGCCGAACGCAAAAUGAUGGAACUGGCAGAGAAAUUGGCAAUACUUCGUAAAGAAUAUGAGAUUAAAAUGAAAUGUAAAGAAGAGCUUGAAGAAGCAGCCAGGCAGAUGGCAUUAAAACUCGAGCGAGCCAGAUCACUAGUAAAUAGUCUUAGCAAUGAGAGAGAAAGAUGGAUGGAAACGGUUGAAGGGCUGCAACGUGAAUAUUCUCGCGCUAUUGGAGAUGCGUUAUUAGCAGCAGGAAGUAUUGUAUAUUUUGGAACUUUACCUAUCGACAGCAGAGAUACAUUGAAGAUGCAGUGGAAAGUCGAUCUAGAGGCAUUGGAACUGUCAUUUACAGAAAAUUUUUCUUUGUUCAACUUUUUCUAUCAACCUGAUGAUUUACAAAAUUGGCAAGAUUGUGGGUUACCUGUUGAUGACUUUUGUAUAGAGAAUGCUACAAUUGUGCUCAACAGUGUAUCUCGAAUACCACUUGCAAUCGAUCCGCAAGGCGAGAUUCAACGAUGGUUACUAAAAUUGCACAUUUUUUCGGAGCUUACAAUUCUGCGAUGGAAUUUUAAUGAGAACAUUUCAGAAGGUAUAAUUGCCACGGCUAUACGAGAACAGAAAACUAUACUCAUUUACAAUAUGCUACAGCAAAAUAUGCACAACUUUCACAAUUUUAGAAUUGCUUAUAAAAAAGUUCUGAAACAACACUACGUACCAAAUUUGCCUUCACCUUCAACGGUGAAAACAGGAUUAAACAGAUCCACUUCUGAAGAUGCAACAAAUUCCUUAUAUUUGACAAGUAGCGAAGGAAUCCGUUUCAGUACCACACUGAGAAAGUCGAUCAAUAUGGUGAAUUUUGUUUUCGGUUUGUCAGGAUUAGAAAUUAAACUGCUAGCAAUCGUAGUCGAGCACGAAAAUCCAUCGCUUGAAGAACGCAAGGAAAUGUUAAUGCGCUCGAUAAUUUCUAAUAAAUCAACCCUCACCAGCCUAGAAGAAAACAUACUUCGAAUCUUAAAUGAGAGCAAAGUGCCACUUAUCGAAAACGAGGAACUAUAUGAAACAUUACAAGUUUCAAGAGAUACUGCUGAAAGCAUAACAGUGGGAUUGGAACAUGCGCAACAUGCAAAACAGGAUAUAGAAAGCUCGCGUGAAAUCUACAGACCUUGUGCUACAAGAGCAGCAUUGUUGUUUCUUGUAGUAGAUGAUUUGAAGCAGUUCAACAUAUUUUACAGAUUUUCGUUGAAAUGGUAUCUCAGUCUAUUUCAAAAAUCGUUAGAAAAAAGUAGUAGAUCUCAAGUAGUUGGAGAACGCAGAUUGAGAAUAAUAGAUUUUCACACCUAUAACGUUUUCAGAAAUAUAUGCUAUGCGUUGAGCAUAACUGAUCAAAAAAUGUUCACGUUCUGUUUGUGUGUGCACUUAUUGUUUGCGGAAGAAAAAAUAAGUGCAAAAGAGUUGACUUUUCUUUUGAGCGGAGCAGAGAGAGUAGAACGUUCUGAACAAAUUGAAAACCCCUGUUCAGAUUGGAUUUGUGCUAACCAUUGGGAUAAUAUCACAGAGCUAGAUAAACUUCCCGGCUUUCGUGGAAUAGUACAAUCGUUUGAGGAAGUUAAUGACGAAUGGAAACUGUGGUAUUUAUCGUCUACUCCAGAACUAGCAAAAUUACCCGAAAACUGGGAAAGAAAUUUGACCGAAUUCCAAAAAUAUUUGGUAGUUCGUAGUUUACGGCUAGAUAGGUUUGAACCUUGUAUUAUUGACUUCGUGCGUUGUAAUCUCGGCAGAAAGUACGUAAACUUCAAACGGGCUAAUUUGAAUGACAUAACCUCGGAAUCAUCUGCUCAAACGCCCAUUCUGCUGAUAUGCAGACCGAAAUGCAAUCCAUGGUCGGAGGUACAAAUGCUGGCUAAAUCGUUUGCAGGGAAGCUAGAAACGAAAUUGCAAUAUUUGGAUAUGAGAGCAGAAUCUAUAGAAUCUUUCGUAUAUCAUUUAAAGAAGUGCAUCAGAAAAGAGAAAUGGCUGUUCAUGCACGAUUGCCACAAAUCACACUGGCUUCUAUCCCGCUUGGAUGAUAUAAUGGAUUAUCUGAAAACGACCAACAUAAAUUCAAAUUUCCGCUGGUGGUUGACAACUGAUGAGAGACUGGAACAUUUCCCUUUAAAUAUUCUGCAGGCCAGCAUAAAAUUCAUGUAUGCUGAACCGAUGGGAAUCAAGCAAACAAUGAAACAGAUGUAUGAAGAAAUGGGCGAGGAAAAAUUCAAGAAAAAAACAAAAAACAAAUAUAACAUGGAACACAAAAAGCUGAUAUUCUCUUUGGCGUUUUUCCACUCUCUGUUGGCAGAAAGAAAAAAAUUCCAAACAUUAGGCUGGAUCAAUCGUUACUCCUUCAGUGUUUUGGAUUUUCAACUUUCUGAAAAACUACUCGCAUUUGGACUCGAGAAACUAAUGCUACCAAAUAAUGGAGCAAGAAAUACCAUCGAUCUCAAACAAUUCGAAAUUUUCGAACUGGACGAAAACACAGAUGACCAUUCAGAGGCUAUUCCUUGGAAAUUCAUCAACAAUAUAAUAUUGGAGGUCGGAUAUGGUACUCAAAUAACUAACAAAUGGGACCGAAGAAUUUUCAAGACGCACUGUAAAGAAAUCUUUCGCCAUCAACUUAUUACGGUACCAGAAUGUCCAUUGAUACCAUAUGAUACAUCAUACCUGCUACCACGUGAUGGAAACUACCAAUCUUAUAUCAACUACAUUACAAAAAGUUUACUACACGCUGAUAAAGCGAAUGUCUUCGGACAGAACGAGAAUGCAAAUAUCAAAUAUUUAGAAUCACAAUCGAGCUACAUGUUACAAAUGCUUCGCAAGGCUCAACUCGGUCCUUCAAAUACUGUAAGCCAUGAAGACAAAGAUGAAACUCUGGAGGAUUAUGUGAACAUAAAACAAAUAGUCUUGGAACUGCUCGCGACACUUCCUGUUUAUCUAGAUUAUGGUAAUGCAACAAAAAUAGUCGGUACAAACAAAACUUCUGUGGAUGAUUGUCUGCUACAUGAAAUUUCCGCCUAUAAUGAAAUUCUUGAACAAGUGAAAAUGAAUCUCACGCAAUUAACUCGGGUUUUGUCAGGAGAGCAUAACAUGCAUGGUUUGCAUCAAGAACUUCUUAAUCAUAUUCAACGUAAUCAAAUACCCCAAGCAUGGAUUUGUUAUCCCACAAAUAAGUUUCUCUCGGAUUGGAUCAUCGAUCUGAGACACAGAAUUGAGAAUUUCCGGAAAUGGACAGAAACAGGACAACUACCAACAGAUAUUAUGUUAGGACUUUUUAUAAAGCCAAGACUUUUCAUGCACAGUGUUCUGAAGCUGUUCGCAGAAGUGAACGACGUCCCAUUGGCAGAGUUAACUUGGGCUGUAUCCGUAUUUCCUACAAUGAAACCGAUGGUUCGGCUUCCAAUUACGAAAGGGUUUAUCGGUCGCGGUAUCUAUCUAGAGAAUGCUGGUUGGGAUUUAGAAAAACAAUGUCUAAGACAGGCGCAGAUUCUUGAAAUACAUUGUCCCAUGCCUCCAAUCGCAUUCAAACCAAUGAAGCGAAAUGAAGUGGAUGAAGAAGAUAAUUAUUUUUGCCCAUGCUACUACAGCGUUUGCCGGUCAGAGGAAGCACUCAUUUUUGGUGUAUCCCUUAAUACUGGUGACGACGAAAAGGAAACGUGGAUCAAGUUUGGAACGGCGUUAUUACUUACCCUUUGAUUGUGCUGUGUUUAUUCGAUUCAAAUAAAAAAUAAUUACUAUGUUGUUAUAAAUUUAUUUAAAA